This is a messenger RNA of Lingula anatina, 3008 nucleotides long. RefSeq names its product tetratricopeptide repeat protein 28-like. The record is from RefSeq and is a predicted model, not a curated record. NCBI's taxonomy places the organism in Eukaryota, Metazoa, Brachiopoda, Lingulata, Lingulida, Lingulidae.
UUGCCCCAUGUCAGCUCCUCUCAGUACAGCUACCAGGAAAACUUGCUGAACUUAAAGGCCGUGAAGACUUGGUACAGCAAAUACAGCAGCAUAUUACAGGUGAAUCUCGACUUGUUCUUCUUACUGGGAUGGGGGGCAUUGGGAAGACAUCAGUGGCUAUUGAGGUCGGGCAUCGCGAACAAAAUGUACUGUAUAUUGAUAUGAGACAAGUCACCAAUCUUGACUCUGUGAAGUUAUCUCUAGUCCAGCACUACCACCCAACAAGUUCCCUGAAAGAUUUAUACAGUGACUAUCAAAAUGUAUUCAUACAAUCUCUGUCUAGUUUAACUUCAGACACUGUUAUAAUAUUUGAUAACAAUGAUGAGGUCAUUAAGUCAAAUUUGCAGGAAUUUCACAGCUUGAUCCAAUGCAUUUCGAAUUCAACAAAGCAUGUCACUUUGUUGUGUACCAGUCGUGAAUCAUUCAGUGUCAUGUCACAUAAUAUGGCUGUCCUAGACGUACCUCCCCUUGAUAAGGCACCCUCCACUGAUAUCCUUUGGGAAGGAAAAGCCACCAGUCCCACUGAUAGUGAGUCAAUAGUGUUAGGUGAAUUAGCAGAGAAAUGCGGGGGGAACCCCCUUGCACUCAAAUUAUUAGCAGUUCAACUCAAGAAAAAAACUGCGCAACGAGUAUUAGAUAGGAUGCAAAACAAAAAUGUUAUUGAAAACCUUAAGGUAGCAAAUCUUCCAGCUUCUCAAGAAAUGAUGGCAUGCCUGGAUAUGUCUUAUGAAACACUGAAUACUGAAGAACAAAGAGUGUUUCGAGCUUUACAUAUAUUCCCAGUUUCAUUUCACGUGGAAGAAGUUUCAGGAAUUUUGAAAAUAGAUGAGGAUGAAUGUGAAUAUAUCCUUGACAGUCUUUGCAACAAAUCUCUCCUAGGUGCAGACCACAGUGUGUAUGAUCUCCAUCCCUUAUUAAGAGCUUAUGCAGCGUUUCAAGCUGGAACAGAUCAAAAUGAAAUAGCUGGCAUUCAAGAUGCGUACUGUAAACAUUACAUGAAACAGACUCCUCUUCUGCUAUCCGAAUUUGAAACCCUUUCGUCCAAAGAAACAUACGGAAAAGCCAAAAAAACACUGCCCCAUCUGAAGGUUAUAGCUAGUUUGCUGACAGAUCAACUUGGCAACAAAAACCUACACGAUGAAGGAAUGACAUUUAUACAAUUAAAAAAUCUAUAUUCCAUUGCUCGUGUAUGUCAAAACGUUUUCCUGUACCCUGAAGCCUUAACGAUACUAAGAACAUUGGAAAUGUUUGAAGGAAAAGAUUUCCCAUUUGAACAAAUAAGUCCAUUUAUAUAUGGCGCGAUUGCAGAAGUGCUGCAGGGAAUGGGAAACUACAAAGAGGCACUUGCAUAUCAAGAGAAAUCUCUUGACGUCAAGCAAGCAAUACUGGGAGAGAAACACCCAUUGACUGCUAGCACAUACCAGAAUAUUGGCAGUGCACUAUGGUCCAUGGGUAAGUUUGCAGACUCACUUACAUAUUAUAAGCAAUCUCUUGAUAUCCAGAAAGAAAUAGUGGGUGAGAAACACUCUGAUACUGCAGGGACAUACCAGAAUAUUGGCAGUGCACUGUGUGCCAUGGGUAAGUACCAAGAGGGACUUACAUAUUAUUAUAAAUCUAUUGAAAUCGUUAAAGAAACCUUUGGUGAGAAACACCCUCUUGCUGGCAUGGCAUACCAGAAUAUUGGCAAUGCACUAUGUGAAAUGGGUACGUUCCAAGAAGCACUUCCAUGUUAUCAGAAAUCUCUUCAAAUCAUGGAAGAAAUCCUCGGUAUGAAACACCCUGAUACAGCGGGAGCAUACCAGAAUAUUGGCAGUGCAUUAUGUGCCAUGGGUAAGUACCAAGAGGCACUUACAUAUCAUGAAAAAUCUCUUCAAAUCAUUAAAGAAAUCUUUGGUGAGAAACACCCGGAUACUGGUAGGGCAUAUCACAAUAUUGGCACUGCACUACUGUCCAUUGGUACGUACGCAGAGGCACUUACAUAUUAUGAGAAAUCUCUUGAAAUCAUUAGAGAAUUUUUUGGUGAGAAACACCCUUAUACAGGCACGGUAUACCAGAAUAUUGGCAAUGCACUAUGUGACGUUGGUAAGUACGCAGAGGCACUUACAUAUUAUGAGAAAUCCCUUCUUAUCAAGAAAGACAUACUUGGUGAGAAACACUCUGAUACUGCUUCGACAUACAACAGUAUUGGCGUCGCACUACGUAACAUGGGUAAGUUUGCUGAGGCACUUACAUAUCAUGAGAAAUCUCUUGAAAUCCAGAAAGACUUACUUGGUGAGAAACACCCUAAUACUGCGACGACAUACCGGAAUAUUGGCAGUGCGCUAUGUGACAUGGGCAAGUAUCCAGAGGCACUUAAAUAUUAUAAGAAAGCUCUGGAAAUCAUAAAAGAAAUAUUUGGUGAGAACCACCCUGAUACUGGUAAGGCUUAUCAUAAAAUCGCCCAGGCCCUAUAUGCCAUAGGUAAGUAUGCAGAAGCACUCACACAUCAUAAGAAAUCUUUACAAAUCCGGAAAGAAAUACUAGGGGACAAACAUCCUGAUACUGCCGCGACAUACCAGAAUAUUGGCAAUACCCUAAAUGCUAUAGGCAAGUACGCAGAGGCACUUACAUAUUAUGAGAAAAAUCUUGAUAUAAUUAAAGCAAUAUUUGGUGAGGAACAUCGUGAUACUGCUGCAACAUACCAGAAUAUUGGCAAUGCACUAUGUGGCAUGGGUAAGUACGCAAAGGCACUACAACAUUAUGAUAAAUCUCUUAAAAAAAUUGAAGAAAUCCUUGGCGAGAAACACCCUGAUACAGCAAGAGCAUACCAGAAUUUUGGCAGUGCAUUAUAUGCCAUGGGAAAGAAAAUUUUGGUGCGAAACACCCUGAUACUGCUUCGGCAUACCAGGGCAUUGGCAAUGUUCUAUGUCACGUUGGAUGACAAUGUUCCUUGUCACAGGACCAGAGCAGUUGAUGGUUGGUUUGACUAA